Molecule: messenger RNA, 531 nt
Organism: Diaporthe citri
Lineage: Eukaryota; Fungi; Ascomycota; Sordariomycetes; Diaporthales; Diaporthaceae
Exons: 1
Coding region: 1-531 (176 amino acids)
Cellular component (GO): Golgi apparatus
Source: RefSeq, a predicted model, not a curated record
AUGGCACGCAUCCAGAUCCCCAUUGACGCUCUGACGAGCCGUCUCCAACUGGGAGACCGAUUUAACAGCAUCCGUUCUUCCUCCCUGUCCAGCCGAUUCGCGAAUCUCCGGCCUCUCUCUGAGUUCUUCGACUUCAAGCGGCUGUCCAAGCCUGAGAACUUCGCCGAAGCCCAGUCUCGUGUCAACUACAACCUCGGUCACUUCUCCAGCAACUAUGCCGUGGUCUUUGCCAUGCUCUGCAUCUAUGCUCUGCUCACCAACCCCUGGCUUCUUUUUGACAUCAUCUUCGUCGUCCUCGGCAUGUUUCUCAUCGGCAAGCUCAACGGCCAGGACCUCGAGAUCGGCCAGACCCGCCUCACCACCUCCCAGCUGUACACCGGUCUGUACGUCAUUGCCAUCCCGAUCGGCCUGAUUUCUUCGCCCUUCAGCACCAUCAUGUGGCUCAUUGGUGCCAGCGGUGUGGUCAUUCUUGGCCACGCAGCAAUCAUGGAUAAGCCCCUGGAGGAGGCUUUUUCCGGGGAGGCGGUCUAG